Messenger RNA from Pseudozyma hubeiensis SY62, 3150 nucleotides. RefSeq lists its product as hypothetical. The record is from RefSeq and is a predicted model, not a curated record. NCBI's taxonomy places the organism in Eukaryota, Fungi, Basidiomycota, Ustilaginomycetes, Ustilaginales, Ustilaginaceae. Gene Ontology annotation, molecular function: DNA-binding transcription factor activity, RNA polymerase II-specific; zinc ion binding. The transcript has a single exon. Gene Ontology annotation, biological process: regulation of DNA-templated transcription. Bases 1 to 3150 code for a protein of 1049 amino acids.
AUGACGGACACUGCAAGAUCACAGCCGAUCCGCGUGUCGGAGACAUCCCGAGGCCAAGGCAAAGUGUCGUCUGCACCUGAUCCAAAGAUUUCGGGCAAGCCGAUCUUGGCUUACGAAUCUCAUCACCGUCCGCCACCUUCCUCCUCAUCGUCAAUCUCGGCCGUUCGGAGCUCAUCACACGAGGCUAGUCAACCGUAUCGUCCAGACUUGCCAACUGAUCCGCACAAACACAGUGUCUCCAGCAACGGGACGCCGAAAUCCUCCAGUCCUUCCUCCUCUCGAUCAUCCAGUCGGCAGACACCGAUAACACCGCCAGCACCGAAUGAUCUCGCGCACACCUUUCAAACCACUCCGAAGCCUUCCAGAAGCUCCAUCGAUGCUGCAGCAAAAGCAUCGCUGAAAGCGCAACAAACAUCAUCGUCGACCAAGUCAGCUUCUUCACUUCCCUUGGCGGGAGCCAAGAGGAUGCUCGACGACGACUACCUCCUGCCGCCCGUCAAUGUCAGUGUCGCCUCGAUCUCGAGCAACAAGGCCAACCAUAUCCUAGGCCCAGAUGGUCAAGUCUACACACAAGGAGAGGCUGCCAAGCUUGGUCUCAUCAUUCGCACUGCCUGCGAAGCAUGCCGCAAUCGCAAGCUCAAAUGCAGCGGCACGCUUCCAGAGAAUGGCGGAUGUGCGCGGUGCAACAGCGAUGAUAUACCUUGCGUCUACUCAGCGCGAGCGCCCAUCGGUCGCCCAAAGAAACGCAAGGUGGAGGAAGAGCAAGAUGCGAACAUUGUAGGAGGCAUCAACUCAUCUGUGGCGCCUGGCAAGGGAAAGGGCAAGAUGAAACGCAGUCACUCCGCCAGCAACUCUCGAAAUAGCCCUGCCAUAAAGAUCAAGACGGAAGAGGUCAUCGACACGAAUUUGCUCGCUGAAGGUCAAUCAAAGGCCUCGCCCGCCUCCUCUCCGUCGCUUCAGCACAUUCAAGACGCAGAAGAUGCCCCCAGACAACACAGUGAGACAGAUUCUCCCGCGCAAGGCGAGCCGGCACAGCAAUGGAGCAUGACACCAAGUCACAAUCUAGCCGCUUUCAUCCCGAGUCGACCUCUAGGCAUGUAUGAAAGCCCGAUGCAGACGCCGUCCGAGCCGGGAUCGAGCUAUGGUGGGCCCAGAUUGAUAUCCACUCCGACUGUCUGGUCACAGCACCAGGCUGCUUUUGCAAUGACUCCGUCCGACGCGGCCAACACGCCUCUCUCCGUCUUCUCGCCCGCAGCUGCACCUGCUUCAUACGCUAAUAGUCAACAAUCUCGAGUCUCGGAGCCGCAGUUCGGUGCGUCUGCAUCCGUCGCCAAGUUGCCCUCACUCGACGACCUGUCCGUAGCCGCCUUCUUGCAGUCACUCGACACGCUCGAAAUCUCUCCUGCUGAGCUGCUCCAGCAACAGCAGCAAAUGCAGCACCUAUCUGGCUCGCAGUUCCAGAAUGCGCCAUCCGGCUCUGGUACACCAGACAUAUCAAGCUCCAGCGGACUUUUCGCGCCAUUCAAUGGCGUCGGGAUUGGCCAACCAAGCACAUCAGAUCAAUUGACUGCUUCGUCCGUCCAGGAAUGGGCUACGAGCAGUGCAAUCCUUCAGCCUGGUCUUAGCUUUGCCGUCCCUGCCGAUUUCAGCUGGUGGGAUCUCGGUAUCAAUGGCGCCGACUACGCAGCAGGCUCUGCCACACCGAGCGUAUCUGCGACGCCCGCGAACGAGCUUAGCUCCCUGGUGUUCCCAUCGAGCAGCCCAGUGCAGCCUGUCAUGGCUGGUUCCGGCAGCGGCAGAAACGGUACGCACACAAUGCUAUCAGGGAUCUUCCGUUCGCAAAGAGCAGAUAAGACACGGAGACCAACCUUCAGCGCUGAUCAGCUGUGGCCAAGAGGAGCAGAUGCGGGAAUGGGACAAGGUCAAAUUCAACACACCAUUGCGGCCUCUGAAACCGGGCUGGGAUGGUCGACGCUGCCAGACGCCAGUCACUUUGCCGAUGCCUUGUCGAGUCCAAUUGAGGGCUCGGCACACGCCGCUAGCGAUAAAGGCAGCUGUUGCUCAUCGAAGUCUAGCAACAAGAUUCGUCGAUCGCCGACUACGGUUCAAGCUGAAAACAGCAACGAGCAGAAGUCUUCCUGCUGCUCUUCCAAGUCGCUAACAAAACCAAGCCUGGAUCCUCCCAAGCCUGUUUCUUCUUGUUGCGGAGGGGGAUCCGCGGAUGCUACUAGCAAGCCGGUCAAGAGCUGCUGUUCCGGCUCGAAUGAAGGCGAACCACAUGGAAUCUCCGCGGCCACAGCAUCUGCCGAGGGCAGCUCGUCUUCAAAAGAGCCGAUCGAGAUGGGCCCGCUCUCCACAUCUGCGGCUGUUCGGGGUCAUGCAGCGCCACAGCUCGACGGUGAACGCAAGCGUCACGCAGCCACGCAUGCGCAUCAUCCUCACAAGGUGCACUGCGUGCCAAAUCCGAGCGGUAAAGGCUGCACGUGUCUCUGCGACAUGAGCGUUGCACUGCUCAGCGUCAAGCAGGUGCUGCGCGAGACGGAUCCUCACAAGGCCGAUACCAAACACAACUUUGCCACGGAUACGAUCCAGCUCACGCUCACGGCAUCGCAAGCCAUCACUGCGCAGUGCGCGUGCUCCGCAGAUUGUCCGACGUGUCAAUCGGAUCCGUCGACCGAGAUUUCUGCGUCGCUACUCGUGUCGACAGCUCUGCAGAUCUAUGCGCGCGCGGUGAGGAUUUUGCGCGAGGGAUUUGCUGCCUCCUCGUCGUCGACGAAAGCUGCGAACGGUGGUGAUGCGGGUUCGGGUACGACGGCAGUGCAAAGUUUUUUUGGUGGAUUGGAUGUGACCAUCGGCACGUACAAGCCUUCGGCGAGCAACGCCAAGAAGAUCGCGCUGUACGCGAUCAAGCUAGAGCUGAAGGAUCUGAGGAAGGCGCUAGGAAAGAUCAGUCGUAUGGCGCAGAGUUUUGGUGCCGUCUCGGCGACGGCGGAAGGCAAGAGUGGCAAGGCGGGGAGCGAGGAAAACGGGAAGGCGGAAGCGGGCAAGCAGCAAGGGAUGAAUCCGAUCGAUCAGUUGGUGAUUCUCAAGUUGUAUCGUCAGUUGACGGAGUUGUUGAAGACGGUGGAGGGGUUGGAGGACGCGGCGUGA